This is a messenger RNA of Dipodomys ordii (Ord's kangaroo rat), 1414 nucleotides long. It is a transcript of the gene Chrna1, whose product is annotated as cholinergic receptor, nicotinic, alpha 1 (muscle). NCBI's taxonomy places the organism in Eukaryota, Metazoa, Chordata, Mammalia, Rodentia, Heteromyidae. The record is from RefSeq and is a predicted model, not a curated record. Gene Ontology annotation, molecular function: acetylcholine-gated monoatomic cation-selective channel activity; transmembrane signaling receptor activity. The coding region runs from base 22 to 1395 and encodes 457 amino acids. Gene Ontology annotation, biological process: monoatomic ion transmembrane transport; regulation of membrane potential; chemical synaptic transmission. Gene Ontology annotation, cellular component: postsynaptic membrane; neuron projection; synapse. The transcript is spliced from 9 exons.
CUACAGCAGCGCCCACAGCCCAUGGAGCCCCGGCCGCUGCUCCUGCUCCUUGGCCUCUGCUCAGCUGGCCUCGUCCUGAGCUCUGAACAUGAGACCCGUCUGGUGGCAAAGCUAUUUAAAGACUAUAGCAGUGUGGUACGGCCAGUGGAGGACCACCGCCAGGCUGUGGAGGUCACCGUGGGCCUGCAGCUGAUACAGCUCAUCAGCGUGGAUGAAGUAAAUCAGAUUGUGACAACCAAUGUGCGUCUGAAACAGCAAUGGGUGGAUUACAAUCUAAAAUGGAAUCCAGAUGACUACGGUGGUGUGAAAAAAAUUCACAUUCCCUCAGAAAAGAUCUGGCGGCCAGACUUCGUUCUCUACAACAAUGCAAAUGGUGACUUUGCCAUUGUCAAGUUCACCAAAGUGCUGCUGGACUACACAGGCCAUAUCACGUGGACACCUCCAGCCAUCUUUAAAAGCUACUGUGAGAUCAUUGUCACCCACUUUCCUUUUGAUGAGCAGAACUGCAGCAUGAAGCUGGGCACCUGGUCCUAUGAUGGCUCUGUGGUGACAAUCAACCCGGAAAGUGACCAGCCAGAUCUGAGCAACUUCAUGGAGAGUGGAGAAUGGGUGAUCAAGGAGGCCCGGGGCUGGAAGCACUGGGUGUUCUAUUCCUGCUGCCCCACCACCCCAUACCUAGACAUCACCUACCACUUCGUCAUGCAGCGCCUGCCUCUCUACUUCAUUGUCAACGUCAUCAUUCCCUGCCUGCUCUUCUCCUUCCUAACCAGUCUGGUGUUCUACCUGCCCACAGACUCAGGGGAGAAGAUGACGCUGAGUAUCUCCGUCUUACUGUCCUUGACUGUGUUCCUCCUGGUCAUUGUGGAGCUUAUCCCCUCCACCUCCAGUGCCGUGCCCUUGAUUGGGAAAUACAUGUUGUUCACCAUGGUGUUCGUCAUCGCGUCCAUCAUCAUCACCGUCAUUGUCAUCAACACACACCACCGCUCUCCCAGCACCCACAUCAUGCCCGAGUGGGUGCGGAAGGUUUUUAUCGACACUAUCCCGAAUGUCAUGUUUUUCUCCACAAUGAAAAGACCAUCGAGAGACAAACAAGAGAAAAAAAUUUUCACCGAAGACAUCGAUAUUUCUGACAUUUCUGGGAAGCCUGGGCCUCCACCUAUGGGCUUCCAUUCUCCACUGAUCAAACACCCUGAGGUGAAAAGUGCCAUUGAAGGUGUCAAAUACAUCGCAGAGACCAUGAAGUCAGACCAAGAGUCCAAUAAUGCCUCUGAGGAGUGGAAGUAUGUCGCAAUGGUAAUGGACCACAUUCUCCUUGGAGUCUUCAUGCUCGUCUGUCUCAUUGGAACCCUGGCUGUGUUUGCAGGCCGGCUCAUUGAACUGAAUCAGCAAGGAUGAGUAGAAGUGGAGCCUAAGC